AAACAACAAUACUCAAGAUUUGAAAAGUUGGCCUCCACCAUCCCCACCAACCCUAUUUAGCAUUCACUCCCAACAUACUAUAAACUCACAUCUCGCCGAGAAAAAAAAAACACACAGAGAGAGAGGCUGCUAUUCUAGCGAUCCAAAAAAUGGCAGCAACCAUCAUUUCCAUGUCUGGAUCUACCACCACCCCCCUCACCCCCCUCUUCAAAACCCACAUCCCCCGCCGCAUCUCCGCCCACCCCACCAACCCAGCUCCGCCCCGCCGCCUCUCUGUCUCCUGUUCUUCAGAUCGCGUCUUCAAUUUCGCAGCUGGGCCGGCCACACUCCCCGAAAACGUCCUCAAGAAAGCCCAAUCGGAGCUCUACGUCUACCAGAACUCCGGCAUGUCGGUCAUGGAAAUGAGCCACCGGGGGAAGGAAUUCACCGCUAUUAUCCAAAAGGCCGAGGCGGAUCUCCGGGAGCUUUUGGCCGUGCCGGAGAAUUACUCCGUUUUGUUCCUCCAAGGAGGCGCUACUACUCAGUUUGCAGCUAUUCCUUUGAAUAUUUGCGCGCCGGAUGAUUCCGCUGAUUUUAUUGUUACGGGAUCUUGGGGCGAUAAGGCCUAUAAGGAGGCGUCCAAGUAUUGUAAACCCAAUUUGAUUUGGAGUGGGAAAUCGGAGAAAUAUACGAAGAUUCCGGCUUUUGGUGAGUUGAAGCAGAAUGUGGGUGCCAAGUAUUUGCAUAUUUGUGCCAAUGAGACUAUUCAUGGGGUUGAGUUUAAGGACUAUCCGGAGGUUGGGAAUGAGGGGGGUGUUUUGGUUGCUGAUAUGUCUUCGAAUUUUUGUUCCAAGAAGGUUGAUGUGAGUAAGUUUGGGAUCAUUUACGCGGGUGCUCAGAAGAAUGUGGGUCCGUCGGGGGUUACCAUUGUGAUUAUUAGGAAGGAUUUGAUUGGGAAGGCGCAGGGGAGUACACCGGUGAUGUUGGAUUAUAAGAUUCAUGAUGAGAAUAAUUCGUUGUACAAUACCCCUCCGUGUUAUGGGAUUUAUAUGUGUGGGCUUGUGUUUGAGGAUUUGUUGGCGCAAGGGGGGUUAGGGGAGGUUGAGAAGAAGAAUGUGAAGAAGGCCGGGAUUUUGUAUGAUGCUAUUGAUGGGAGUAAGGGGUUUUAUAGGUGCCCGGUGGAGAAGAGUGUGAGGUCAUUGAUGAAUGUUCCGUUUACUCUUGAGAAGUCGGAGCUUGAGGCUGAAUUUAUUAAGGAGGCGGCUAAGGAGAAGAUGGUACAACUUAAGGGGCAUAGGUCGGUUGGAGGGAUGCGUGCUUCCAUCUAUAAUGCUAUGCCUUUGGCUGGCGUUGAGAAGUUGGUUGCUUUCAUGAAGGAUUUCCAAGCAAGGCAUGGUUGAUUCCGUCUUUUUGUCUUAUUAAUUAGCAUUUUGCUUAUAAUUGAUUGUUUGGCGGUCUAGUUUUUGUUCUGUAUUGUGAUAAUGUGGGAAUUUUGAGAGCCAUACUGAUUGGGAUUUAUUGGUGGCUUGUAAGAGUUAUGUAAUGGUUUUGUUUAUGAAAUUCGAUGCCAGAAUAUUAUAUCAUUAAUAAAAAAAAAUUAAGUCUA
Molecule: messenger RNA, 1585 nt
Organism: Daucus carota subsp. sativus
Lineage: Eukaryota; Viridiplantae; Streptophyta; Magnoliopsida; Apiales; Apiaceae
Product: phosphoserine aminotransferase 2, chloroplastic
Exons: 1
Coding region: 150-1379 (409 amino acids)
Biological process (GO): L-serine biosynthetic process
Cellular component (GO): cytoplasm; chloroplast stroma
Molecular function (GO): O-phospho-L-serine:2-oxoglutarate transaminase activity; pyridoxal phosphate binding
Source: RefSeq, a predicted model, not a curated record